This is a messenger RNA of Ochlerotatus camptorhynchus, 3220 nucleotides long. RefSeq names its product fasciclin-3-like. The record is from RefSeq and is a predicted model, not a curated record. The transcript has 10 exons. Bases 1106 to 2758 code for a protein of 550 amino acids. Lineage: Eukaryota; Metazoa; Arthropoda; Insecta; Diptera; Culicidae.
CGAGCGACUAGCCAAGUUUGUUGUCCUUAUCGAUUUCGGUCAGGUAUCCUUGUUGUGGGAGUUAACCAGGUCCUUGAAAGCGUCUGACAUCGAUACGGCUGGUAUUGCUGCUGGUGAAAUUUGAAUCUAAUUAGUCUACUUCUUCCGGUCAGCGAUUGCGGUCAGGAUUCGGACACGAAAGGCCCUGUGCGGAAAUUCAAGCUGCGACUCAAUUUUUGGUGAGUUACGUGUUGCACUUAGGUCGAGUUGUGUUGCGCUGCCGCUGUUAUAGUGGUGUUGCGGCGACAAAAACGGUGAGCGAGGUGGAGGAACCUGCCCUGUGCUGUGGUGAUUCAUUCCGUUGCGCGGUGUACUCACGGUUUGUUGUGGUGUGGAUGAGCUGCAUCAGUGUGCGAGAACGAGCUUCCAGAAAGGGUCUCGCGUGAGCUGUGCGCUUAGCUUGGUUCGGCUAGUUGGCUUAAGUACGCGGUCCGCGCUAGUACACGUUUUUGAGUGCGAGAAGGAAAAGUGGCGACCUACUAAACAAAAGAAGACACCUAGCUAAUACUGCAACCAAGAAGACGCGUGGAAGACAACGACGCGGUUCUGUUUUUUGAAUAAAAAAGAAUACAAUAUAAACCGAUUCAACAAGUGUAUCGAGAGAUUUGCACCCGCGUGCAGGAAACCACCGUUUCGCAUUUAAUCUCUUUAUUUACUCUGAAAACAAGAUAUUAAAGGAAACAACAACGUGCUGGGGUCCCCCUUUUGGCAUCGUAAUCAAAUCCGCGUAAAAAUUUCGGUCCUCUGGACCGCUCCAUGGAAAAUAUUUACUCGACAGAAGAAAGUGUGAAAACACGAAAAAAAAGGUCGUGAAAGUGAGUGAGUGAAAUUUCGUGAAUCGGGCAGUGAAGUGUCUGCAGGAGCACAAGCAAAAGGAAGAUCUUUCAACCGUUUUUUUUCAAUUCCUUCGUUUCUGUAACACGUCUCCCAGAAGACGACGGCGAGAAGAGCGCGAGGAGCAAGCGAGCGAGCGAGUGAUCCAAGCGUGUUUUUUCCACAGUGUACCCAGUUCUCUUCUUCGAAACUUAACCCGAAAUAAGAAAGGCGAAAAAAAAAAUCGAACAAAAUGGUAGACAAGCAGCAAUUUUUCCUGCCAUGUUUUGUGGUGUGCGCUAUUUUCUCAGCCAUCAUCACAGCACAAGUUCAGGUCGAUACGGACCCAAAGGAGAUAUUAGUUACGGAGAAUCAGAGAAAUGUUAGUCUGCUGUGUCGACUUGGACGACCGAUUCAGUUUUGCACGAUCGCCUUACCACACAGCAACCAAGUAUCGCUGAGACCCGGCGAACCGCAAAAGGAUGGGAUGACCUACUUUGGAGCCGGCUUCGAAGCUGGAGCCUGUGGCGUAACGAUAGAUCGGAUAACGACGGCCCACAACGGUGAACUCAAGUGUACGCUGUUUGAUGGUCAAGGCUUCGAGGGGACCAUCAACGUUGUAGUGGCAGUGGCACCAAAGCCGCCACAGAUUCAACUGGUCAAGCCAUCUUCUGCUGUAUCCUUCGAGGUGGAUACUGAAAUGGAAGUUCACUGUGGCGCUGAGUUUGGAAGUCCUGCCGCUGAGCUGUUUUGGUUCUUGGAUAACGAGCCGAUCUACGAGGGAGUCUCUCAGCCUGAAUAUCGGGAGGAAGAACAAGGAUACUCAGUUUUCGUGAGCCUACGACGCAUCAUUCAUGCCAGCGACAGUGGAAAGCGGUUGAUCUGUCGAGCCAAGCACAUUGCCUACCCUGAAGGAAUGUCGGAAACGAGCCUGCAGAUCACCGUCAACUAUGCCCCACAAGCCCUUCCGGAAACGAUCGUUCCUUCGUUGACGGUGGGACGCACCGUGGAUGUUACCAUCGAGAUUCUGUCUAAUCCAGCACCGCAGAUCGCUUGGACUGUUGAUGGAAUGACCAUCGAACAGGGACGGGAGUUCGAACGGUACGCGGCGCGCGUUCCCGAACGAUUGGAAACCGGUGCCUACAACGUAACGCUCACAAUCGCUGGCCUCACGCUGGAGGAUCUCCAUCGACAGUACCACCUGCGUGCUUCGAAUCAGAUUGGCUCCCAGGACUAUAUCGUUCUGCUCAGCGCCAAUCACGCCGAGGUGGACGAAUCCGGUGGCGUCGGAGUGGGCGGAAUCAUCGGCAUCGUGCUCGCUGCCCUCAUCGUACUGGUGGCCAUUGCGCUGAUCAUUAUGGCCCGGGCCACCGGCAGAUGGUGCUUCCGAGGCAAAGGAGCCUCCAUCACGACCAGCAAUGCCCGUAUCGGAGAAUCGAGCGACACCGAAAGCGCUGAAGUGAAACAGCCAAUUACCAAGACCCAACGGCUGAAGAUCCUGUUCGGCAGGAAGCGGGCGGAACUGGGCGACGACGCGGCAGGUGGUGGCGAAGAAAUUGCCGAUAAUGAGCUCGUCCCAAGCCAUCCGUCUGCUGGUGACGACGAUGGCGGUGCCCUGGAGGACUAUGCCACCGUGGAUCCCGGCGCCCCCAAAAGGCAACCGACUGCAACCAAGGAUGAACCGGCGAUGCUUGUUUACGCCGAGCUGCAAUUGAAGCCUGCCGAGAAUAGCUACGUUGCGAAGCUAGCCGAGUCCACCGAGUAUGCGGAGAUCCUGUACGUUCGGAACGGCGAAGGAGGCAGCGGACCGGUGGUGGUCAGUGAGGAUUCCGGUGAACGACCUACGAUGACGGCGACGACAACGACAACGACGAAAACGGGACCUUCUUCCGGCGAAAAUAAGUAAACAGCCCCCGGCUGACUUUCUGUGGAAUGGAGAUCCUCAAUCAUGCUAAUUUUCCCACAUCAACCGUCCUGAAUCUCGUCCCUCCACUCGCUCGCUUGUUUAUAUUUUAAGAAACCCCGAGACGUGAAUAAAUCAUAAGGUAUACAGCAUGAAAGAUGCAGAAAACGAUACAGAUAGUGACAGCUAAAGUCAAUGAAUGUUAGCGGGAGCGCACACUCGCCCCCACCUGAUGAGAGGAAACGCGCAAAUGUACUUUUAAGAUUUCGUAAUUUGAUGUACUUAAUUAAAUCUCAAGCAAACAAAAAUACGAGCUUUUUGACGUCCAUGAAAACAACAGUACCAGUUUACAUUUUACGUAAUGAUUUUAUUGCUGUAAUUAGAAUUAAAGGCGCUUUUUGAAGCUUUGCUGUUUUGCAAGUUGUGAGCGGUUUUUGUUUAAGAAUUUUGAAGAUUUUUUUUAAA